Messenger RNA from Triticum urartu, 860 nucleotides. The record is from RefSeq and is a predicted model, not a curated record. NCBI's taxonomy places the organism in Eukaryota, Viridiplantae, Streptophyta, Magnoliopsida, Poales, Poaceae.
CGCCAGCCUCCCUGAGCAGCCCAACUACCGAUUCGAGGAUGUCUUUCAUGUCCUCGAGAAGAAGAUCAGGAGGGGGCGCAGGACGACGACCAGCACAAGGAGCGACUUGAUUAAUCGAGUGUACGCUACAGACAAGGCCAGAGAGUAUGCCACCACCAUGGCCGAAGAGCUGCAGGCCAAGCUAGGGUCACGCUACCCCAGUUUUGUCAAGCCCAUGACGCAGUCACAUGUCACCGGAGGGUUCUGGCUGGGCCUCCCGUUGCCCUUCUGCCGGAAGCAUCUCCCGAAGCGUGACGAGAAGCUCACUUUGAAGGAUGAGCAGGGCGUCGAGUCCGAAUCGCUCUACCUUGCGCUUAAGAACGGCCUCAGUGCUGGAUGGAGAGGGUUCGCCAUCCAGCACAACCUGGUUGAUGGGGAUUGUCUGGUGUUCGAGCUGAUCAACCGGACGAUGUUCAAGGUCUACGUUAUCAGACAAAGUUCCUACUAUGAACGAUGACUUAUGAGGGUGCGAGAUACUGAAAUUCAAAAAUGCACUUAGAGCAGGUCUUUUGGUCAAUUAGGUCUACCUGACGGAGUUGGACACCGAGUUUGCAAAUGGAGAUCGUGAACCGUCUUCAGCCUUUCGGGUGACAGACAAUGUUCAAAAUAUGAACUUCAUGGAUUCUCCCAGUAGUUAUGUUUGGACUUAUCUAUGGGAACUGACGACGCUUGUAAAUUUUGCCUGUGAUGCCCCACCCUUAUUCCCAUCCAACUUAUGAUGUCCAAUUUAAUCUACUAUGCAAGCAUGUGUAAUUUGAUGGAUUUCUUCCGUUUCUAUGAUCAUAUAUGCAUGUUUAGCUCGUGGCUGUGUUUGACAUUAA